Molecule: messenger RNA, 3669 nt
Organism: Eucalyptus grandis
Lineage: Eukaryota; Viridiplantae; Streptophyta; Magnoliopsida; Myrtales; Myrtaceae
Product: disease resistance protein TAO1-like
Exons: 4
Coding region: 2536-3567 (343 amino acids)
Biological process (GO): defense response
Molecular function (GO): ADP binding; protein binding
Source: RefSeq, a predicted model, not a curated record
GGAGGGAUUGCUUGUGCUUCUUCGCCGGUGUGGUUUAAUUUUUCGGCGUCGUUGCAGCUUUCGUCCGGCGGUCUCUGGUUUGCUUCCUCGUCGAAAUUCUCGAGACCUUGUUUGCCGGUGUUGAUCUCCAGCUCCUGUCCUUCUGCCAACGCAACCGCCGCGCCGUCCCUCACCAGUCACCCCGCUCGUUGCCGGCUUGUCCAUCGUCGCGCCUCUACCACGCUCGCCGGCACUUUUCGUCGCGCUCAGCACGUCCUGCUGCAGCCGCGACAGCAGUUUUGCCGACUUAUUCUGACGCCACAGCAGCAGUCCCUGGUGGUUUCCGGUGAUUCCAGGCGGCAUCCCGGCUCCACUUGACGCCACCGCUUGCUGUUUUGUUUCCUCUGCUACGUUUGAUUUCCUUUCGCUGGUUGCAUAGAGCAGACUAGCAUUGACUGAAUCCACACUGUCGCCGCCAAGGAGAGUCCGGGUGACCCCAUAGGGCCAUAACCAACAAACCUUCACCGUUGCAUCUUUUAUUCUAGCUAAACGGUCUGCAAUUUGCUGCGUCCGUGCUGAAUUGCCAUCGCUGCUGCUUUGGUCCUGACGUUCCUCCUCACCCGUCGCUGUAAAGCUGCCCGUCGUCAGUCCCAAUUCUUGGAAAGAAAUACUUCAAACUAGGUUUACUUAGACUUGAAGAUGAAAAGAAAAAGUAGCUCUUCUCCAGAAACAGGAUCCACAAGCCAUGGCUCAUCUGGAACUGAGUACGAUGUGUUCUUGAGUUUUCGAGGACCGGAUACUCGCGCUAACUUCACGGAUUCCCUCUAUCAUGCCCUCGUGGAUAAGUGUAUCAAUGUUUUCAUAGACAAGCAAGGGAUUGACGUUGGUGAAGAGAUCGGUCCUGAGAUUUUCCAAGCCAUCGAUAACUCGAAAAUCUGCAUUCCCAUAUUCUCCAGAGAUUAUGCCUCUAGUAGUUGGUGCUUGCGAGAGCUAGAGCACAUGAUGCGGCGUAGGAAAACCAACAAACUGGAGGUUAUGCCCAUUUUCUAUGACGUGGAACCCUCUGAGGUUAAGCUUGAAACCAGAGUUUAUGCGGAUGCACUAACUCUACAUAAAGAAAAACAUGGGGCUGAGAUUGUGAAACUCUAGGCGGAGGCGCUUAGGGAAGUUACUGGAAUCAAGGGAUGGGACACCAAGAACAGAGGUGAAAAUCAGAGGAAAAAAUCGACUAUGGAUGCAUGAUCAACUUAAGGACUUAGGCAGGAGUAUUGUGCAGCAAGAAAAUUGCAAAGAUCCAAUCAAGGGUCCUCGAGUGUGGUGGAAACGGCAAGUGUGGUGGAAUCGGCAAGGUGGUCUGGAUAUUGUCCAGCAAAAGAAGGGAACCGAAACUGUUGCAGCGUACUAUGAGCAAUCUGAGGUGCCUCUCCAAGACUCUGUUUUGACAUCAAAAGACUUUAUCGAAGUGCCAAAUAUUAGAUUUCUCGAAUUGGAUGGUUGGACCCUCUUUGGAGACUUUGAGGAUCUCUUUUCAGAAUUGAGAUGGCUUACUUGGUGUGGUUGUCCAAAAGAAAUGCAGGCAACCAACUUUUGCCCAAAAAAUCUAGUCAUCCUUGACCUAGGGUGGAGCAGCUCAAUAGAUGAACAUUGGGGUGGUUGGACUCAACUCAAGGUAUGUAAUUUGUAGGAUUGUUAGAUCAUCUAAUGGAAUAAAUGUCAUAGCUUAAUAUCUAUUGACUUUCAUUACUUUUUGAACAACAAUUUAUAAACAUUCACGUUGUUUUGAGUUCCCUAAUCAUGCAACUAGUUGUCAUGAGUAAUAAAUGUUUAUAUUUAAAUGAAAUAUAAUUAGUGACUAUCUAUACUGUACAAGGAUGCGAUGCUGAAGAAAAGCCAAACGAUAGAGAGAAAUUAGCAAAAUAAUAAAAAUUGGUGAGUAAAAUUGAACAUGCAAACUGAUUUGUUUAGAACAUCAAUACUAUUAAAUAAAUAUUAUACUCUUAGAAGGUUAUGUGAAAGCUAAAGCGGCCCUUAUUUUAAUAAUAAAAAACUAAAAAACAAUAAAGUGCAAUGCCUACUAUAAGAAGACAUAAUCAAUAGUCAGAAAAUAUGUAAAUUAUCUUCUAUAUUGAAAUUUAGAAGAUAUAUUUACAUAGGAAAAGCCAUUAAGUUUAGUGUCAUAAGUAUUAGUGGUGGGGACAAAAUCGGUAAUUCGAUGAUGAAGUUGGAAAGGGAUGUUACAAUUUAUAGGAGAAGUUUUGGCUAUAUUUUGUCUUUUUAUUAUUUGAUACGGAGGGUAAUUUGAGAACAAAUCUUUCUUUUUUCAAUUUAUUGUUGGGGACAAUAUUGGAAGAAAAAAAAAAGUGUGAAAGAGUGGUUUUGGCUUAAGUUAGGAAUGCAUAUAUAGAGUAUUUAUGAGGUUACUUUAGUGGAAUGCUUUUUUAGUCGAUAUAUUUGCUUAUGUCCGGCAAAACUUCUAUUAAUUAAACUCAUUGGAUAUACACAAUCAUUUGAUAGGUGGCUACAAAAUUGAAGGUCCUUAAUUUGUUAGGUUGUCACAUGUUGAAGGAAACUCCUAACCUCUCUGCAUUUUUAUCCUUAGAAAUAUUAAUUCUAGGGCGGUGUAGAGCACUUACGAAACUUCCCAACUCAAUUGGAAUGCUGAAAUGUUUAAUUGAGUUGGAUAUCUCAUACACAAGUAUCAUAGAGUUGCCAAAUACCAUUGUCAAUCUAAAGAGCUUGAAAGUGUUGAAGAUGAAUCAAAGUUACAUGCAAAAGUUACCCGAGGCUAUUGGGAUGAUGGAGAAACUUGAGGAAAUUUAUGGAAAGCAUUGCGAGCAGCUAAAGAUGAUUCCUAGUGAUAUUGUGAGACUACCAUUCUUGAAGACUUUGAAAUUAACAGGAACUCGUGUGGAGAAUGUGCCAAAGCUUCCAGAGAGUUUGGUAAGUCUAUAUUUUUCCUCAAGUGCUGUAGAAAAGGUUCUGGAGAUCUUCAACCCGGUAAACCUUCCGACUUUAAGAAAUCUAGAAUUAUGUUUCGGCGAAGACGAUGAUGAAACCUUUGUCUACCAUAAAUCAGAGCAACAGCCCCAUGCUUUUUACAGCUCAGUGCAUAUGAAACUUUUGAGUAGUACUAGCGUAAGCUCAUAUGGGGGUUGGCUUCAUUGUAUAGGAGAACUUGAACUCAACCAGUGCAAGAACUCGCGUCAGAUUCAACAGCUUCCCUCAAGUUUGAGGAAACUCAAAAUUAGUGAUUGCAAUCUUUCUGGAGUUGUUGACCUUUCCAACUUGGAGAAUUUGUUGGAGCUUCGUCUAACCGAUAAUUGGAUUUGUGCUAUUCAAGGGCUUGAAAGACUGAAGAAUCUACAACUCUUCAAGCUUUGGAUGUGUCGCUUCCUUCAGACAUUGCCCAACUUAUGUAACUUAAAAAAUCUCAAGGAUUUUGAACUAGUGGAUUGUUCGAGACUGGUUGAGAUUGAAGGUCUCGACAGAUUAGAAUCACUAGAAAGGCUUGAUAUCCUAUUCUGCGGAUCCCUGCAAAGCCUACCUGAUCUAUCCCGCUUGAAGAAGCUGAAGAUGAGUUGGUGGUGAGAAAAACCAGUAGCUCAUGAGAUGGUCUCCCACUUCACUUGAAAAGGCUCGAAGAUCAGUAAAUCUUGAAAUUUGAGACUUGGAGGAAUUUGUCAUCAAAAU